AUGGACGAGAUCUCAGGGAAUGAAAGGAAGGGCCCUCAUUGUAAGGAAUACUGUCUGGCACUGAAGGAGAACUGUUUUGCUUUGCUCCGGGAAGAGUGCAGACACAACGUGAAAUCCGGAGCUUUUUGCGUGGUGCAUUUAAAAUGCUUCCUUAUUUAUAUUAUCCUCAUUCCCUCCCCUUCACCCACCCCCUCACCAGCCCUUCCAGAUUUCCCUAGAAAUCUGUGUAAAGCAUGCGGAGGGGAAAACAUUUGCACAAAAAGUGAAGGAGCUCGGCAAGGAGCAACAACGACCAAGACGAGACCAGAUGAGUUUUCAAAGCAGUGCUCACACACCCAGGACGCAUGUCAUCCUUUGCCUCGUGCUUUCUGCAAUGUUGCUGCUCACCUUCAUCUUCCUCUUAACCCUUGCCAUAAUAAUCCCUUCCUGACCACCACCUUUUCUCCAUCCACCGCCCACUCAGCUCUUUCUCUGAGGUGCCCCUCCUGUGGGGCGUGGCUUUGUCUCUGGAAAGCUCCCCCUUUGAAUCAAACCCAGAUGGCUACCAUUAUUUCCCCUUUCUUCUGUCUCCUCCUCAUACCAGACUCAGCUAACACUCAGUCCCUUGGUCAGGAAAACCAGAGAAAAUCUUCCUCCUUUCCAAAUGAAGUCACAAGAUGCUCUGCCAGAGCCAUCACACUCAAGGAAGAGACCCAAGGUAUAGAUGAGUGUGAUGUCAUUGAAACCAGAUGGAAGACCAGAAAUCCCUUAAUCCCAGUCAGACCUAGUGAUGGAGCUUACUCAUGACUCUGGGGACUGAUUAAGAAUAUGUUGGCAGGGAGGAGGAGAGGGAGAGACACUCUGAACUGGA
Nannospalax galili (Upper Galilee mountains blind mole rat) is the source of this 850-nucleotide messenger RNA. RefSeq lists its product as uncharacterized. The transcript has 4 exons. NCBI's taxonomy places the organism in Eukaryota, Metazoa, Chordata, Mammalia, Rodentia, Spalacidae. The record is from RefSeq and is a predicted model, not a curated record. Bases 1 to 786 code for a protein of 261 amino acids.